Molecule: messenger RNA, 2161 nt
Organism: Vespa crabro (European hornet)
Lineage: Eukaryota; Metazoa; Arthropoda; Insecta; Hymenoptera; Vespidae
Exons: 7
Coding region: 299-1879 (526 amino acids)
Biological process (GO): regulation of transcription by RNA polymerase II
Cellular component (GO): nucleus
Molecular function (GO): DNA-binding transcription factor activity, RNA polymerase II-specific; RNA polymerase II cis-regulatory region sequence-specific DNA binding
Source: RefSeq, a predicted model, not a curated record
UCGUCACAGUGUGGCGCUUAUGUCGACCUUGUAUAGACUUAGUGUUUUUAGAGCGCUUCAUAUUUCUGGAAAUUAUUUAAAUUGAUAAUUUCGUCUUUAAUGAAAUAGCGCAAUAAACAAAGUUAAUAUUUAAACAAUAGUUCGUUAUGUCUUCUUGUGCUCGAUAUCGUUUGAUUAAAUAAAAUAUAUGAAUGUUUCAUAUAUUUCAUUGAAAGAUAAAAGUGAGAGUAGCGGUGUUGAAGUAAAUUGCAACUGUUUAAUUUUAACUUUCUAAUUCAAUUAAAAAAGCAUUACUGUAAUGUCUCCAGCGAGAUUAACUAGAAAUAAUGAAAAUGAAUUUGAAUAUCCAAGGGCGAAAAAAAGAAAGACUAGCAUUCACGACAAAAGUGUUAAUGGCUCGAUAGUAAGGUUAGAAUGUAACAACAUUACCAGCUUACAUGCAUUUGAUACAUCUUUUUUGAAUGAUUUUAAUUCAAUAAAUUCAUCCAAAAGUCCUGAAAUAUUAAUGGAAAAUGAUAUGAUAAUAAAAACAGAAAUAUUAGAUUCUAUUACUAUUAAAAAUGAAAAUGAAGAAAUCGAUUCAAUCGAAUCAAAAGAUAAUGAAUGUGAGAUAUCUGAAAGAAUGAUUAAACCUACAUGUAAAAUGACCUCUCCUAUGAAAGCUAAACGAAACAAAAGGAUUAAUGAUGUCUUAAUCGAGAAAGAAAAAAAUAUUAUGAAAGAGUUACGAGAUAUAGGAGAAAGUGAAGAGAUAUCGGAGGAUGAUAAGGAGAAAUUAGAAAAUUUACAUGUUAAAUUGAUACACGAAGUACUACCUCAACAUAAAAUUGAAAGUAAUGCCGGAUGUCGUGGACCAAGGAAUCAUGAGAAAAAAUUAUUCGAAAAGUAUGGACCGCUUCGUAAAGGCACUUACUCCUUGCAAGAAGAUGAAAUUAUCAAAAAAAAUUGGAAAAUGUUUUGCAAAGUUCACAAUUGGAAGGAAGAUAAUGUAAAACCAUUCCUGUCGUUAAAACAUAAUGGUAAAUAUUACAUACGCAGUUUUGAGGAACGACAAAAAUUUGUUCAAUUUUUAGCUAAUGGAUUAUCAUGGAGAACUUUGUAUAGUGUAUAUUGGCGGUUCAAAAAUUUAUAUCACAAUCGUAUCUGUCAAAGAUAUAGUCCUGAGGAGGACGAAAAGAUUAUAACUUAUGUAGAGAAGAAAAAGAAUAAUCUUAAUAAGCAUAAAGUUUUUUCUGAUUUAUCUAGAAUAUUGAAUCGUUCUAAGCAAUCAAUCUGGAUGCAUUAUGAGUUUAUUAUAAAAAAGCGCAACGUCGAGGAGGAGAAUAUUUAUGUACUGAAACCAGUGUGGACGUUAUCAUUAAUUAAAAGAUAUAUUAAAAAAUUAGUUCGAUUAACGUUAUGCGAUGAUAUACAAGAAUUGAAAAAUGCUAUUAUCCCAAAGGUAGUUUGGAAAGAGUUAGAAAAGAAAUUAAAUAUAGAUCAUAAAACGCUGAAAAACUUUUGGGUACUACAAUUGCAUAUGCAGCUAUUUUGUCCAAAUAUCAUUUAUAUGAAUGAUGUUAAAAUACAAUUGAUAGAGUAUAUGUUUGAGAAAGGAAUAGCGGAUAGUAGAGAAAUAGUAUGGUCUAAUCUUGUUAAGUACUUCGAUGGAAUGACUUCUUCGUUUCUAAAUAAAACAUUUGUCUAUCUCAUGAAGGAAUUUGACGUGAAACAAUAUAGAAAGAAAAGUUUUUUGGACGCUAUAGAAUAUUUGUAUGAAAAAAAAAUUUCGGACAUAAAAAAUCAUAAGUUGGAUAGAUAUUUACCUAAAAUUCAAUAUACUAAUGGAAAUAUAGAGAUUAUUACUGAAGAGAAAAUGAAUAAACUAGGAGAAAGAUGAACGAAGUAACAAAUAAAUGACUAAUAAAUAAGAUAAAUUUUUUAUCUCAUUUUUCAAAUUAAGUAAUGCGCAUAAAGUAAUAAUAAAUUUAAUGUACAUAUAUUGGGUUGUAACGCAUAAAUAAAUUCAGUUGUAUUCGAUUAUAACGCCGCGUCUAUGAUAUAACAAAUUUAAUUGUGUUACAACCUAAUACAUACAUCAAUCUACAAUACACAAUCGACCAUUUUUGGUAAUGACAAUAUGUUUUGUAGAAGCUAAAAAUAUGAAAUUUAUUUUAGAAAA